GUGUCAAGGUGUCCGUGGGUCUCGCUUAAGGGUUUAGGGCUUCCCACAACACAACCACUAUCCAUUCCUAAUGAGACUCUGAGUGAGCGAGCUUCGACAACCCACCCUCGACAAAUCAACCAUCAAUCCGUCAAAAUGGUCAAGAAGCGGGCGAACAACGGUCGCAACAAGAAUGGUCGCGGCCACGUCAAGCCGGUGCGCUGCUCCAACUGCGCCCGCUGCGUUCCCAAGGACAAGGCUAUCAAGCGGUUCACCAUCCGCAACAUGGUUGAGUCUGCCGCCAUCCGUGAUAUCUCCGAUGCCUCCGUCUUCGCCGAGUACGCCGUUCCCAAGAUGUACCUGAAACUCCAGUACUGCGUGUCCUGCGCUAUCCACGGCAAGAUCGUUCGUGUCCGUUCCCGCGAAGGCCGCCGCAACCGUGCUCCCCCUCCCCGUAUCCGCUACAACAAGGACGGAAAGAAGUUGACUCCCCCCCAGGCUGGCAAGGCCAACUAAGGGAUCGGAGACGGUUGUUCAACGAACAAAAUAAAAUGGAACUAGUCUGAAAUGAAUUCUUUUAUUUUGUCUCUCUUUUCCCACGUUGAUCU
Molecule: messenger RNA, 587 nt
Organism: Penicillium odoratum
Lineage: Eukaryota; Fungi; Ascomycota; Eurotiomycetes; Eurotiales; Aspergillaceae
Product: 40S ribosomal eS26 domain-containing protein
Exons: 4
Biological process (GO): translation
Cellular component (GO): cytosolic small ribosomal subunit; ribosome
Molecular function (GO): structural constituent of ribosome; mRNA binding
Source: RefSeq, a predicted model, not a curated record